AUGGAAGAGCUUGGCUCUUCUUCCCACGUUGGCCGGGUGGUCCUACACCUGGACUUGGACUGCUUCUUCGUGCAGGUCGAAACUCUCAAGGACCCGAGGCUGGCGGGCCAUGCAGUAGCAGUGCAGCAGCACAACGACAUCAUCUCCGCGGACUACGCGGCCCGGCGGAGGGGCGUGCGGAAGCACAUGACCCCAGCCGAGGCCCUGGCCCUCUGCCCCGACCUCAAGCUUGUGCACGUGAGGAGAACGGAGGGAACGUCAAAGGUAACGUACGAGGACUACCAGAAGGCCUCCGCCGGCGUGCAAACGCUGCUGCAGAACACGAUCGCCUCGCUCCAGUCCGCGGCUGCUUCCGGAGUCAACUCCAAAAGGAAGACAGAGAAGGCGCCUCCGGAGGUGGAGAAGGCCAGCAUCGACGACUUCUACGUGGACGUGACGCCGUUGGUGGCCGCUCAACUCGAGCGCGGCCUUCUAAUCAACGAUCUCGACAUGCCCGCGUCGCAGAUGGCGUCGCAGUCAAGCGAGUGGCCGGGCGCGGUCGAGGGACCGGGUCUGGUUUCGGCGCACAUCCUCACCGCGCAGGAGGUGCAGCUCCGUGAGGGCGCGCGUAUCGCCGCGUCCCUCCGCGAAGCCGUCCACACCAAGUGUGGGCUGCGCGUCUCGGCGGGGGUCGCCCAGAACAAGCUCCUGGCCAAGCUGGCAUCGAGCGCCAGCAAGCCCGACGGCCAGACCACCGUCCUCCCCGGCUCCGUCCCUUCCAUGCUUGCGCGCCACCCGCCCAGCAAGAUUCCCCAGCUCGGAGUCAAGCUGGGGAAGGAGAAGCGCGGGGUGCUGCUCGCCGCGCCGUGGACGGACCGGGUGAAGGUCAUCUCCGACCUGGCCUCGGCCUCACUGCUGCCCGAGCUCAGGCUGGCGUUCGGGGACGACAAGGCCGAGUGGCUGCAUCGCGUCGGCCAGGGAAUCGACGACACGCCCGUCAAGGACAAAGGCCCGCCCAAGUCAUUGAUGUCGUCGAUGUCGUUGACGUCGAUCACCAACGACGCCUACCAGUUCAAGAAGAUCCUGCGCUAUCUGGCCGACGAGUUGUGCAAGCGACUCAAAGAGGACGAGCUCCGUUGGAAGCGCAAGCCCAGGACCUUCAACUUCUCCUUCCGGCUGGUCAAUGAAAAGGAGAGCUCGCACACGAUGACGAUGAAGAAGGUCACCGACCGGGUGCGGGAGAUGCGAGCGAAGGAAGACGUCGAGGGCGCGGGGCCAGGUCGUGGCGCCAGCAGUGGUGAGGCGGCCGCAUCAGCAUCGGCCGAUGCCAUGUGCUCGCUGGCCUUCCAGGUCUUCAACUCCACCGUGGGCGACCGCGCGUGGAAGGUGCGCUGGGCGGGAAUGAGUGCUCGGGACUUCCAUUCCACGGAGCCGCCCAAGGGCGGCAUCGCCACCUUCUUCUCGGCAGCGUCUUCGUCUUCGUCUUCUUCUGCGCCACUGCCUUCUACCUCGACACUCCCUUCGUCGUCGUCGUCAUCAUCUUCUGUUGCUUCAGUAAUGGCGAUGCCACCUCCCACCUCGCCUUCUUCUUCGGCGCUCAAACGACCCUCGCCGCCGGCCAGCCCCGCUAAGAGCCCCGCCACCAUCACCACCCGAGUGGCCAAACAGGGCAGCAGCCCCACCAGCCCCAAGCGAGCCAAGACGAACAAGAACGCCACGCCGCAGGGCAACACCAUGCUCGCCUACUUCACAGUGGCCACCUCACCCUCGAGGGAGAAGCCAACAGCAACGUAA
This is a messenger RNA of Acanthamoeba castellanii str. Neff, 1773 nucleotides long. Its product is annotated as ImpB/MucB/SamB family protein. The coding region runs from base 1 to 1773 and encodes 590 amino acids. The record is from RefSeq and is a predicted model, not a curated record. Gene Ontology annotation, molecular function: DNA-directed DNA polymerase activity; damaged DNA binding. Gene Ontology annotation, biological process: error-prone translesion synthesis; response to radiation. Gene Ontology annotation, cellular component: replication fork; nucleus; site of double-strand break. The transcript has 10 exons. NCBI's taxonomy places the organism in Eukaryota, Discosea, Longamoebia, Acanthamoebidae.